GAAAUUUCCGAAAAUAAAAAGAAAGACAAAAGCUUUUCUCAAUAGAAAUAAUUGACCAAUCAAGCAUUGUGAUUAAAAACAAAAGUCAUAAAAUAAGAUAAGGGGCUAAUUAGAAAAAAAAACUGAUAAUUUCUAUCAAAUAGAUUUCGUCUUGCGAAAUUCUCAAAUCAGUAGUGAAUUAAUUGCCAACGACAACACACUGAACAAUGCGUAACUUUUUGAAAUGAAAACUUUUGAUGGGCUCUUUCAAUUGUUUUUUGUUUUAUUUUGUUGUGGAACUAGUCGUAAACUAAGCCUAGAAUAAUAAUUCGGCGAAAACCAAAUAAAAAUAUUAAUGUACGUACGCGAGUGACAUCAUGUGAUUUACCUCUGAAGAGAUUACAAUCAAUUCAAUAAUUAUUUCAAACAACGAACAGAACUCAGCCAUCAUAUGUUUUUAUAUUUAAAGAAAAAAAAAAUGUUAGUAAGAGUGAAUUAUUGUUUAUUGGUUUCCUGUUAUAGAAAUCGUGUAUGUUCUUUAUCAAUACGAAGAAAAUGAAAAUUACAUCGACGCUGACACAUAAAAAUAUUAUGAAAGUUUUUGUAUUUUUGAUCUUUAUCACUUUGUGCAUGUGAAGAAAAUUGGAACAAAAAAAAAAGUUUACGAAACACAAAAACAGGACUAAACACAAACCUAAAACACCGAAUAGCGGUUACACUCGGCAACAACAAAUUAUUUUUUUAAUCAAAUAAUGGGAAAGUGUCAGUCGAAGACAGGACUUCCCAAUAGUGCUACAGCAAACGAUGGUGUGGAUAAAAAAGCAACGGAUCGAAAAGAAAAAUUAGAAGCAAAAAAGAAAAAGCGAAAUGAGAAGCGAAUGAAAGACAUGCAAAAUUUAAAGAAUCCAACAGCACCGCACGUACCGAAAAAGAUCGACCAAAAUACCAUCAAUUUGGACUAUGAUGCGGUGGCGAAACAAAGAAUGCAGGAUCAAUUGGCAAACGACAGUCAAAGUUUCAUAUUGAAUCAAUUAAUGCUGGCCGUGCAGUUUUUCGAAUAUUACGAAAAAGAAUUGGGCGAAGCAUUCGCGAAGAAUCGUCAGAAGGAAAGCGAAGAGACAGACAAAAUUUCCAGACACUGUAAAAGUGUACGACUGCCGGAUCAAUUACAUGAAGCUGUCGAUCAACGAGUGCGAUUUCGUGCAAGUCAUGGUCCAUCGAGUGGAAAAAUCGUUUCAAUUCAAACGCAAACAAUGUACGUAGUGCAUGAAAACAUCGAGGUUACAAAUUCCGGUGAACGAUCUGAAUACAGUAGUUUGAUGGAAGCACCCGUUUAUCGCAUGGAAAUUGAUAUUCCGACCGAUCGAAGUCGUCACACCGGUUACGUUCGACUGCGAAGCACCGAAGUGAUUUUAAAUCCCAAUUUUCACAGUAAGACCAUUAAAGAGGACGACGAAACCAGCGUUGAGCAUAAAAAUGACGAAGACAGUGACGACGACGAGUGCUUGCCGAAAAUUAAUCCCAAGUUCAGAGACAGCAUACUGAUAUUACCGAAUUCGAAAAGGCCGGCAUCACUUUUUACCGGAACAUACCAAAAUAACUUUAGUCAAUUAUCGAGUGCAUCAACGGAUAGUCUAACGCCCGAUGGAAGCGAAUAUGAUUAUGCAACCAUAACAGCUCUAAAUACGCGACAACCAUUGAGUGUGGUAAGAUCUGGACUCAGUCCAAGCGAUACAUUUAGCACAACAACCCUGCCGGACAUCUGCAUUACAAAUAUGCCGGUUUCAUCGAUCGGCAGUGAUGAUAUUGAAGAAGAUGAAGCAUGCGAAAUUAAGCAAUUCCUGAAUUCGAAGUCAUUCUGCACAUACUUCGCCAAUAUUUUCUACGACACUUUGGCCAAGGAUUUUGGCUUGACAAAAAAUCAAUUAGCGAACGCUACAUGCAAGGGUCCGGUUAUUCAAAUGCAUCCAUGGGAAAUUAUACCGGCCAUACAAUGUCCAUGGCCAAGAGAAGCUUUCGAAUGGAUGCAUCGACAGCGUGAAAUAAAAGAAAAUCCAGUGACGCGACAAAAGUUCCAAUGGCCCAAGCCAGACAUGGUCAAUAAGGUCGUACAAAUGGGCUGUCAUGUUAUACCGUUGGGAUAUGUACCAAAAAACGGUAUAAAUCCGCACAGAGAACUGGAAUGGAAAAUUGUAUUUCCAGAUGCAAAUAGAUACCUAGAGAGCUGUCUCACUAGUUCACAAUCGAAAAUUUAUCUGAUUACAAAAGUGCUGCUGCAAACAUUCGUCGAACCGCAUUUGGACAGCAAGUACAACAUGUUCACCGAUGAACAUCUGAGAAAUCAUCUAUUCUGGCAAUGUGAAAAUAAUUUUGCUGCAUGGCCAGAAACCUAUCUGGGUGAAGCACUAGUUCGAUUCCUCAAUUCACUAUUGGAACACAUUAAACGACAAAAAUUGCCGGACUAUUUUCUGCCGAAACGUAAUCUGUUCGAAAACAUACCGGAACGAAUAAUGGUCGAUCUGCAUAAACGCAUAUUUCGCAUCGCUGAAAAUCCACUAAUGUACGUUCUGAAAGCGGUGAAAAGUCUAAAGUAUCUGAACGAAUUCGGAGUCAUGUUUAACUGUCGAAAGCUGUACACGGCUAUUACAAUUGACGAUCCUUUGAAAAUGCUAAAUAAACAAUUCAGAACCGAGCUGGAAAAAGAUUGGGACGAGCCAAGUGAUUCGGAUGAUGGCGAGGAAGAUGUCCUCGGAAUUAUUGGUUAUCACAAGAAAUUCGAGAAAUCUAACGAGGUCAAACGUCGUCCAUCCCGAAAGGUUCGAUUUAUAGAAGCUGAAAAGAUCAAGCAAAUGGAAGAGGCGGCAAGGAAACCAAUACCUGACUAUAUUGACUUGACGUUUCCCGUCAUCAAGCACAUGGAACGAAUGCGCCGUGAUAUUAUUUAUAAAAUCUUCAUCGAUCACUAUCUACAGUGGGCGAAAAAAGUUCGAUCCGUCCGAUCGUACAGUUUGGCACUAAUUUUUCUGUUUCAAGCUCGUAGGCUCGCAAGUCUUUCACUAGAUGACGAUCCAAUGAAAGAUGUGAGCGAUAAAUGUGACGAGAUUGAAUCGUUGAUCGAAUUAGUGUUGAUCGACCAAAAUCGUGACAGUCAAACGAAGCCACAAUUGCCGCGUCGUGAAAGUUACGCGGAUGCUGGUAGUCGAGCUUUGUUUAGAGUAAAAAACCACGGUCAGAAGGGCGAAGAUCCAUACACCAACAUCAAUGGCGAGUCGAUGAAAUUCAAUAAUACUCCAGACAAUACCGAUGAUAUUGAGAAUGUAGAACAAGUGAGAAGUCCGAAAUUCCGAAAAUCAAUCAUCGCAUCGCCACGGCUCAACGAUCAUAUGGCCCGAAAAAAUCGAAAUAUUUUGAAAGUGCAAAUCCACGCGGAUUCGAAUGCGCCCAAUUCUCCAAUUAUGCCUCGAAGCUUUUACUCGCCGAUGACACCCUGUUCCCCGUCGUCCAUGUCUACAUCGCCAAAGAAAUCGAAAUUUUUCAACAACAAUAACGAGGAUGAUAUGAAGCCAAUUCCAAGUAUUGAGCUAGCCAAUUUCAUUAAUGGAUUGAUUCCAGCGUCCAAAACGAAUGGAUUCGAGCCAUCAUUUCAUGCCAAUAUCAAGCGAGAAUUCAGUGUGACAAGUAACGCAUCGGAGGAUUAUGUGACAGAGUUGUAGUUGUAGCGCAAUGUAUGUCGAAUUUUAUGUGUAAAUGUAGGAGAGAGAUGGAGUGCUUUUGCAGUAAAUAAUUUGAUUUUACUUAAAGGAAAACUGUUGAUUGAAUUUCAAUCAAUGAAAUAAUGUUUUUGUGAUAACGUAUUAUAAUGAUAGGUUGUAGGAUGUUGUGUAGGAUGUAACGCAUUUUUGUAUAAAAUAUAUUUUGCUGAGAACAUUUUCUUGACCACUUUGUGUAUG
Bradysia coprophila is the source of this 3929-nucleotide messenger RNA. RefSeq lists its product as uncharacterized. Lineage: Eukaryota; Metazoa; Arthropoda; Insecta; Diptera; Sciaridae. The record is from RefSeq and is a predicted model, not a curated record.